Molecule: messenger RNA, 1005 nt
Organism: Torulaspora globosa
Lineage: Eukaryota; Fungi; Ascomycota; Saccharomycetes; Saccharomycetales; Saccharomycetaceae
Gene: ARC35
Product: Arc35p
Exons: 1
Coding region: 1-1005 (334 amino acids)
Biological process (GO): actin filament polymerization; Arp2/3 complex-mediated actin nucleation
Cellular component (GO): actin cytoskeleton; Arp2/3 protein complex
Molecular function (GO): structural constituent of cytoskeleton; actin filament binding
Source: RefSeq, a predicted model, not a curated record
AUGUUGCAGCUGCAGCCACAGAAUCUGCUGGUGCAGAAAACGUUUGGGGAGGCCGUGGAGGCGUGCCGGGCGGGCAGCCCACUGACAUUGGACCGAAUCGUGUCUGACUUCGACUAUACAACGCUACACAUCUCGAAUGACAGCAGCGACAAGACGCUGCUGUACGUGAGUAUCAGGACGAAGGCUUGGCAGAGUGUGGCCGCGUGCCGCGGCGGUGCUGGUCUCACAGCGUUCCUCGAGUCCAAGUACGUUGGGCAGCCCGGAGUGCAGGUGAGCCGUGAGGUGGAGAGUGGAUACGACUACACGUUGCAAGUGGAUCUGAAACAGGUGCAGCCGGAGGCGGUCGCGCAGCUUUCGCUGCUGAAAACGCUGAUCCUGAGCUAUCCGUUCCAGCUGGCCUUUGACGAGUUCGUGGAGCUGAGCAACGCCAGCGCGGCAGCUGGCGGCGAGAGCGGUGGCUCGCUCGAGUCGUCGACACUGCACACGAUCCGGUACCGGGAUGACGAGAACCUGUUCAUCAAGUCCGCGAGCGAUCGGAUCACGGUGAUCUUCGAGACCAUCUUCCAGGACGAGACAGACAAGGUGUUCGGGAAGGUGUUUCUGCAGGAGUUUGUCGACGCUCGUAAGAGAAACCGGACGAUCCAGUCUGCGCCGCAGGUGCUUUUCUCGCACGAGCCACCGCUGGAGAUCCAGCAGCGGUCGCAGCCGGUGGCUGCGACCGUGCCGGACUCCAGCAGAAGAUUCAUUACAUUUGUGCUGUUUCCGCGCCACUUCCAGACGCAAGAGCUCCAGUUCUCGACCGUGUCGCAGCUCACGCUGUUCCGCAACUACUUCCACUACCACAUCAAGUGUUCCAAAGCCUACAUGCACUCGAGGAUGAGAUACAGAGUGGAUUCCUUCAUCAAAGUUCUGAACAGAGCCAAGGUCGACGAGGACGAGGCGGACGACGAGCUACAGCAGCAGCAAGCCCGGAGAACCAUCACGGGCAGGAAAGUGGUCUACUAG